UAGUUUUCACUGCGAGGGUGUAAUUUAAAAGCCCCUUACAUGGCUGCCUCGGUUUCUACUCUCUUCGAGAAUCAUGAACCUCCCAAUAGUCACGCCUCUCUUCAAACUUUCGCCGCUGUCUCUUCAUCUUCGAUCCCAAAACCCUAAUUUUCUUUUAAGCAAUUUCCCCUCUCCCUUAAAUUACUCACCUCAAUCAUCCUGUCGGCAGGAGCGGCCUCCUCGCAUUUUUUGGGAAGCUGUUUUUUGUUUUGGAACGCGGGAGCUGCACUUCAUCAUCUUCUCCUUUUUCUGCAAAUUUUCAAUCUUUGGAUCCCAUUCGGUGCAAUUGUUUCUUGGCUCUUUGCGGCAGUCGGGCUGUGCGGGGGAAUCCAUUUUCUGACAACAUUAUUUUUCUGUCUGCGCCUUUUAUCGGAUUAGUCUCAGUCACUUGUAUUUAAGAAUAUAAGUUACCCAGAUCCGAAAAGUUGAGUUUUGUGCUCACCCAUAUUGGAGGAUUUAGAAGAUAGAGAGAGAGAGAGAGAGGAAAAUAGGUUUUUACACACUUGACAUGGCCAUGGAAGAGUCAAGCAGUAGCUACUCAUGGAGCUGGGAGGAGGAGAAGGCGUUUGAGAAUGCUGUGGCUGUUUAUACGGAGGACAGUGAUGACCGUUGGGAGAAAAUAGCAGCAAAUGUGCCAAUGAAGACAAUAGAGCAGAUUAUGCAUCAUUACCAGCUGUUGGAAGAAGAUGUUGGUGCUAUUGAGUCGGGCUUGAUACCUUUACCUAACUAUCCAUCUUCAAAAACUACGGAUGAAUCAGCCAUUAAUGAUGGGAGCAGCAAAAAGAGCGGGCAGGGAAACAGCCAUGAGAGCAGCAAAGGGUCGAGGUUGGAGCAGGAGAGGAGGAAGGGAAUAGCGUGGAGCGAGGAGGAGCACAGGCUGUUUCUUCUGGGGCUUGAAAAAUACGGCAAAGGCGAUUGGCGGAGCAUUUCACGGAACUUCGUGGUGACAAGGACACCCACCCAGGUGGCGAGCCAUGCGCAGAAGUUCUUUAUUCGUUUGAACUCGGGCAACAAAGACCGGAGGCGAUCCAGCAUCCACGACAUCACAACUGUUGGCGACGGAGAUGCUCCAGCUGUGCCUCAGACGAAUGCGACAUUAUCGAAAACCGUGAAUUCUGUCAACCAACUCUCGGACCAAUCGGCCGAACCUCAUGGUGUUGGUCCGUGCGGCACUGCUAUCGGACAUCCAGUGGUUAGCGGACUUGUUACGGCUAUAGGUACUCCUGUAAUUAUACCAGUUCCAGGGGCUGUAAUGCAAAUGGGUUACGGAGUACGCACACCAGUUACGGCUGAAACUGUAGUGCCGGAGGAUCCGGUAAACUUUCCGAUUCAAUCUCGCUCGACGCCUCGUAAAUCUUCCCGUAGAUGAGUGUUGUGAAAUCCUACUUUAUGUACAUUAUGAAUGUUUUCUAUUUGAGUUCUGAUUAUUUUCUCAGAACAGAAUAAGAUGGCUGUUUGCAUGAUUUUGUCAUAAUCUUUUCAUCUAGCCUAAGAUUUUAUCAAAUAGGUAGCUGGUAAAUAAGCCAUAUAUAAGAUUCAUGUACAUGAAAUCUGUAGCUGGUCUGGUUUUUAUGUGCGGUUGUGGCAAUCCUGUUGCUGAAGAUUGCUUGAAAGGUUCAUACUGCAAAUUAAUAGAAGAUGGAACUGGUUUUGACUUCUGGAA
Molecule: messenger RNA, 1702 nt
Organism: Phalaenopsis equestris
Lineage: Eukaryota; Viridiplantae; Streptophyta; Magnoliopsida; Asparagales; Orchidaceae
Product: transcription factor SRM1-like
Exons: 2
Coding region: 548-1408 (286 amino acids)
Molecular function (GO): DNA binding
Source: RefSeq, a predicted model, not a curated record